Messenger RNA from Amoebophrya sp. A25, 3420 nucleotides. Lineage: Eukaryota; Dinophyceae; Syndiniales; Amoebophryaceae. The record is from the annotation of a GenBank genome assembly.
AGGCUCUAUUCUUGAAUAGAUACAGACUUCUUAUGUUGUCGAAUACGUUUACAGUGUCUCUUCUACUUCGCUAUUCUCUCAGUGACUUAAAGAAACACGCUUCAAACCUAUAUUCUAUUAUCGAUCCAGACUCAAGCUUCUUACAAUCAAAGAGUCGCGUCUAGCCAAGAGAAAAUAGUCCGUGCAUCGUUGUCUGUUCAACAGACCGAUCAUUCCUUCAUAUCGUCGUAACGUGGGAAUCGGAUAGUGUGUAGUCAGUGACUACUUUCAUUUCUAAACGACACGAAAAUUGAUUUUUGUGAAACAAUGAUUUUUUUCCAUUUACUCUCGAAUUGAUUACCGAAUGUGAAGUACUUAGUUUCAAAGUAUCUCAAUUCUGAUGAACCAAGAAGAAAUCGUGACGUUUUGAUUCAAAGAUACCAAAAAUAUGUAAUGGUCUAAAGACAAUAACUACUUCCUAAGAGCUGCACUAGAGUUAUUUCGAAAAAUUUGUCCUCGUUGGUUCUUCGUGGAGGUGCUAGUUCAUCAUCUUUGCUCGGAACCCUGCAGUCAAGAGCAACAAGACACAAGCAGAGAAAAUCAUGGGUCAGAUUGACGCUUGUUCGGUUGCUAGUACCCCACGUGGGGUGAUGGCAAUGACAGCACCAGGAGGUUUCUUUUCCCGUGGCGGCUUUGGCGGAACUCCGAUGUCGACGCCGCGUGGUGGGUCCGGUGGAGGCAUGAUGACUCCACGUGGUUGCGGUUCGCCCACUGGUACAAUGUCGCUGCAGCCGGGUACGCCGCGCGUGUUCAACAGCAUGGCGACACCGAAGACGGGCAUGCUGCGCUUGCCCAUUUGUUCGUCCACUGGUUUCAACUUUUACGGCAUGUUGUCGCGGCAGUGGCAGUCGGUGUCGCCGCGUGGGAAAAUGGUCAUGCUCGAGGAGAAGGAGGUGGAGGAGCAAGUGGAGGAGGCGGAGUGGGACCUGAUGCGGAAGAAGCUGCAUGUGCGGAUCACCGGCAUCGUGGAGGAAGGAGAGCCGGAGGAGUGGCUCGAAUUCGUGAUGCCUAAGACGCGUGGCGCCACAGAUCCAGUUCCGGAGUUGGUCAUGCGCACCGAGCCUCAGCACAAUAUUUCCAUUUUCGAAGAGCGUUUGGGCGUGAUCGACCACCGUUUUGUCCCGGUGCGCGACCGCAGCGACCUGGUGCGCUACACCUUCCAAGGGGCGGACCGCAUUAUUGAACAGUACAACUAUGUGCGAGACCAGCUUUGCCCGAGCAGUGUGAUCACCACGCCUACCUAUGUUGUCUUUCACGCCUUGUUGGAACGUGUGCGCGACGAGGAGACGGGCAAGGAGCCGGAUGAGAAGGGCAUUUUGGAGCAGUACAACAAGGAAUUGAAAAGUGGCGCCGACAUUUACGUCAUGGAAGGCUUCUUCUGUGCGAAGCAACCGCACUGGGAGGCGCCACCGCCGCCGGGUGAGUUGCCGAAGUCUCCUCGGGCCCUCAAGGCGCGCACCGCGCACUUGUACGACGUCAACCCUGAGAGGAAACCCGUGAUCCGAGUGAUUAUCGACCGCACCUUGAAUGGCUGCGUCCACGCGGAAGUGAGGGCCUAUCUUCCACCCCGCGGCACCAUGGGAAAAACUAAGAAUAUUUUACUGCAGCGCAGAAGCUACAACAUCAACACCAAGAAAUACAUUUUCAAAGGCGACGCUUUGCCGAAUCUGCGAAAAACAAAGAAAAUAACCUACGAAACGCCUCAGAAAAGCAACGUUGUGUGCACCUUCAUCGACGAACGGGAUUGGGACCGGGUUCAGUGGGUUAUGGUCUACCUCUUUCCCUACGAUGACGACAAACUGCACAAGCGGAUGUGUGGUAAAAUGAAUACACCCUGUGCAUAAGUGUAAGAAAAUAUACUCAUAUGCAUGGUUCGUCUACCUCUGCGUGUGCUAGUUUCUGAUUCAUAGAGUUUCGCUGCUAUCUAUAUCAAUGUCUUUUGACAGAGGCAAACUCUUCAAAGUUUUCCGCUCUACUUACCAUUCGAAAAUCCAUUUUUUCAGAUUUCUGGGAAGGAAAGUGGUGCCCGCAGGAAAAGCUAGCUGAAUAUUUUUGGAAAGAUCAGAUACAAGAAUUGACGAGGGGUGUCACCAGGCGCGAUAAGGUUUUCUGCGAACAGAUCACGGGCAGAUGGAAGCCAACGAACACUAGCCGGAAAAGUAAUUGUUGAUUGAAAUUGUGAUUUGGAUCGAUGAAGUUGUGGUUCAGUGUGUGGUUGUUAGUUAAGUACUUUCUUAGUAAGUUUCCUGCAGCAGUGCCAGUCGAAUGCUUUCGUCUACCUCACUGGUUUUUUUUGUCGAUAUCUUCAAUCUAUCAUGCUUUUCAGCUUCCGAAGCACCGACGCCGGUUGGCGGUAAAAGCGGCGCUUCUGCAGCUGCAGGGCUGAAACAAGCAAUGCAAGCGAGGAUCGCGGAAAACAGAGCCCAGAAGGUGAUAAAGGAAGUCGACGAGAACCCAGACGCUAUUCCCGAGAACGCGGUUGCCCGGAUGCCUCAGGAAGGGGCCCCGAAGAAGGCAGGCGGACUUCUAGGGAAACUCGGGAAAAUGUCAUUGGUCGACCGACUCCGAACCGCAGUCAAAAAAGCCGUAGCCGAAAGAUCACUAGUUUUCAAGUUUCCGGCGUUUCCAAGAACAAACCAAGACCAGGAUCUCAGCACCAUAGCUGAAUAUAUCAUGCGCUCAUCAGACGAUGCUGUGCUCGAGGUGGUGGCCGAGCACAAGUAGCGCGACGAAAAUUUUAUUGUGCAUCCAUGCAGCCAAAUCUUACUUUGGCUCAGAGGGGACAAACACCAGCUGGCAUACGACGACAUGUUUCCUAUUUUUUUCUAUGUAUGCCUUGUAGUUUAUUUGCCAUUGAACAUUGCGAGUCUACUCAGGGAGGAAAAUUCAUGUCCUCCUUCUGACUAAUCUGACGAUAAUUAUUUAAUAAUAACCAUUCUAACGAUAAUUAAUGAGAGCGUUUCGCUCAAGUCACAACAUCUAUUUUGAGAGCAGUUUUUGAAUUUCGAACAUUUGAUUGACAGGUUGAUUGUGGAAAUAAACGCCAUCAUGAUGUAAAAUAUAUCGGAUGCCAAAAUCAUUAUAUAUAGCUACCAGCAUAUCCCUCUACAUAUUUUCCCUAUUUCAUAAAAUCUCUCCUACAAGUACAACUUGUUUGCAGGAAGUAGAUAAACAUAUCUUGUACCUAAAAUAUGCGGGUGUGGGUGUGUAUCCAUUCGUUCGGAAUCAUCUCUUUGGUGCUUACUUUCCAAGAACAUACUAGUACUUAGUUACAACUACAUCAGAGGCACCAGAGACGAUGAACAUUUAAGUGCGAUUUGGGACUCACUCUUGAAUUCUCGGGUGCAACAGAGCAUGUCCAAUUUGUCAUUAUCUUCUCAU